Cantharellus anzutake is the source of this 228-nucleotide messenger RNA. RefSeq lists its product as uncharacterized. Gene Ontology annotation, biological process: DNA recombination; DNA repair. The record is from RefSeq and is a predicted model, not a curated record. Gene Ontology annotation, cellular component: cytoplasm; chromosome. Gene Ontology annotation, molecular function: four-way junction helicase activity; 3'-5' DNA helicase activity; ATP binding. The transcript has a single exon. The annotation marks the transcript as partial. NCBI's taxonomy places the organism in Eukaryota, Fungi, Basidiomycota, Agaricomycetes, Cantharellales, Hydnaceae.
GACAUCCGAGCAAAAAAGUAUCGUAUAUUACUCACUUCACCUGAAAUGCUGCACAAAAACUCGGCUUUCCAUGAAGAUCUUAAUGCGAUCAUGCCAUCGAUUGACAAGCUCGUCAUUGAUGAGGCACACUGCAUUGAUCAGUGGGGUGCUGAUUUUCGACCGGACUAUGCGAUUCUUGGCGAUCUUCGUUCAUUUUUCCCUAAAUCCUGGCAUAGAGUGAGAUUGUAA